Molecule: messenger RNA, 669 nt
Organism: Komagataella phaffii GS115
Lineage: Eukaryota; Fungi; Ascomycota; Pichiomycetes; Pichiales; Pichiaceae
Exons: 1
Coding region: 1-669 (222 amino acids)
Biological process (GO): endoplasmic reticulum unfolded protein response
Cellular component (GO): Hrd1p ubiquitin ligase ERAD-L complex; endoplasmic reticulum membrane
Molecular function (GO): ubiquitin-specific protease binding; misfolded protein binding
Source: RefSeq, a predicted model, not a curated record
AUGGAAGCCGUGAAUUUACAAAUUGAAUGGAUUAGACAGGUGCCUCCAGUUACUGUGGCUCUUGUAGCAUCCAUGUCAAUGACCUAUUUUUUGCAACGCAUAGAUGUAUUAUCCUCAAAUAUGUUCGUGUUUGAAAGACAUCGUGUGUUUAAUGAGAUGGCCUAUUCUCGUUUGAUACUAAGUUUCUUCUUCAGCGCCCAUUCGUUUGUUGGAUUCUUUUGGACAUUGUACACAUUAUUUCAGAAUUCACAGGCACUCGAGCUGACCUAUGAAAACUCAAUCGAUUACCUCUACUCAUUGGUGAUAAUAGCAGGUUUGAUCGUGGCAUGGGCCUCAUACUUGGGGGGUCCGUUCAUGCUGGGAUGGGUUCUAGCUGACGUCUUGAGAACCAUAUGGUGCAAACAGAAUCCCAACGAAAGAAUGUCUAUUUUGGGGCUAGUUUCCUUCAAGGCAGGAUACUUUCCAUUUGUAAUACUUGCCAUUUCAUGGCUAGAAGGAAGUUCAAGAAAUCUUCUAUUAAUGCUAAUUAGCCAAACUGUCAGUCAGGCUUAUAUUUUUGGACACCAUAUGAUGCCCGAACUACACGGGAUCGAUCUGUUUCUGCCUAUAUGGAAAUUCCAGUGUUUCAGACGUCAGAGACAACCACCAAUUCAUCAGCAUCAAGACUAA